AUUCGGAUUUGGUCUCUCUGUGUCGUAUUUUGCUGCUCCGUAGUCGACUUGGAUGCUUGCUCCGGAUGACCACUCGAGUUCGUCAUAUAGGAUCUAUUAUCAUUCGACUCUUCCCCAGUUCCGACGUCACUCAGCUACACUUUCCCUCAUACUCACGGGAAGCCCGUUGAUAUUCUUUCUCCUAUACCCAGCUGGCUUCGCGCAACUGUACUCGUGGGGAGCGUCGUAAGCACGGUCGUUACUUCCUUCGGCUGCUCUUCCGUGAUAAGACAGUGGCGCGGAUAAAACUGUGGCGUGGAUGUUGUUGGCUCACCUGUCGUUGAACACCGCUGGACGUACUCCAGUGUCCCGCCGUUGAAAUGGCGUCUGAAAGAACACCACUCGUCGGAGUCAAGGCUCAGGAAACGCAAGUGCACGUCAUCACACAGGAGGCAUCAAUGAAUGGAGCGAUAUCAACAAGAACGCUCUCUAGUCUUGUACGAGCAUUUCAAGCCAGACGUAUCGAUGGCAACCAGCGGCGUGAAGCGACAGAAAACGAAGCACACAUACACCUGCGUACGUUGGAUGAUGAUGAGGUGGGCUCUAUGCGGCACACUGACCAAGAAAACCAAGACUGUUGCUGUGCACCAUGUUGCAAAGCACUUUAUGCAGAAUUUCUCCGUUGGAUUGCACGUCUGGCAAUUGCUGUUGCACUUGUGGUAUUUGCCGUUGCACUACCCAUGGUCGUCAUUGGGUCGGUCUACUUCAAUGAAUGUCCUGCUGAGAAGAGCAUACCUAUUUACCUAAUCGUAGCUGGUGUCGUCCUGCUGCUAAUGUUCUUGGGCAUUCUGUUGGUGGUGAUUAACGUGCAACACAUGGAUUUCAACGACUCCCUCAGCCCACAUUACUGCAACCGUGUAGUGUGCAUAUCCACGGCGACGUACUCUGCUGUCGUUGGUGCUUCCUCGGCAGUUUUCCUGUGGUACUGCGACUGCUGUUUUCCUAAAGUAUGUCAAAGACUUGCCGGAAAGUAGAAUGAAAACAAGUGGCGUACGAAGUUCCACGAAACGAGCAUAAUCAGUGAUUAGAAAAUUUUGUGUUUCACUAAUAUGAACCAGCUUUGGUACGUUUGUAUUUUACGUUUCACUUUCACGUUCUGUAUACACGUUUCAAGCUUGCCGACGCAAACCUCGAUGUUCCACAAAACAACAUACCUGUAGCUCUAUCACAAAAACGGCGUAAUUUCCUAACCGCGGUCGCUUCCGAAACUGCAGUGCCAUUUUACUCUUCUUUAGUCGCCGACAAUGACGCCGUAAGUCCGACUCAAAUUAGUGCAGCUGUUUCUGCGCAGUUUGAUCUAAUGCACGGAAAGAGCAGACGAGGGAUGUUGAGGGCAUUCCGGAAUUCCCUCUCCGUAAACGUCACUGGGACAAGGCCAAUCAGCGAGCGCCCUUUGAAGCGGACAAGGCCAAUCAGGGAGCGGCAGGAGAGAUUUCACUUAGUACUUUGCCAUACAAGAGCGAAGCAGACGACCUCAGGGACAAUCACCUGCGCUGCGGUCCCACUCGUGUGCCCGGCUUACGACAUUCUGGCUUAGCUGCAGGGGGAGUGCGAAUCUUUAAAACUCGUUUAUGUAAUCACUACGCUGCUUUCGAAAAAAAAAAAACAAAAAAAAAACAAAGAACUUGGCUAAGCAGAUUGCGAAACCAUGCCGAACAUUGCCCUAUCAGUCUCGUACACACCUUUGCGGAAUUAGAGGGUUUUCGGGAACCGGUUGAGCACACCCGGUAACACCGUGCACGGUGCGAUCAGGAGAGACGGGAGCGACGCGCAUGCGCUUUACCUCAUGGGGAAUCUAUACUUCCCGCGCGGCGAUCUUCCUGACCGCUUCGAAGUCGCGAUCGGUUCGCUUCCGAUCGUUCUCUUUCGGGGACCCCGAAAACUGUGACGAUCACGUGGCGAUCACGUGGCGUAACUGAAACAUGCGUACGCAUUGGGCUGCGGGUAGAUGCAGAUACACGUCGGCAUGUGCGGGUGCGGAUGCGGGUUGCACCAAUGGCAUUGCUGCGGAUGCCGGUUGUGCUCCCGCGGUUGCGGGUACAAAUUGCGGGUGCCAUCAACAACGGCGCGUUUUCGGCGCAUGGCAGAAUAUUCCCGGACAGGCUCGAAAUACGAGUAAAAUGUGACUCCCAGGUGCAGUAGAUAUACUAGCUCUGAGCGAAACCUGACCGACGAAUAAAGCCUGAAUGCGUACA
This is a messenger RNA of Ornithodoros turicata, 2234 nucleotides long. RefSeq lists its product as uncharacterized. The transcript has 6 exons. Lineage: Eukaryota; Metazoa; Arthropoda; Arachnida; Ixodida; Argasidae. The record is from RefSeq and is a predicted model, not a curated record. The coding region runs from base 360 to 1013 and encodes 217 amino acids.